AUGGCGGGGCAGAAUAGGCUUAUGGAGUUAAAUGAACUUGAGGAAUUCCGAAAUGAAGCCUAUGAGAAUGCGAAGAUAUAUAAGGAGAAAUCGAAGGCUUUUCAUGAUAAGAGAAUAUUAAGGAAGGAUUUUCAACCAGGGGAUAAAGUUUUGCUCUUUAAUUCUAGGCUUAAACUUUUUCCUGGUAAAUUGAAGUCGCGAUGGUCUGGACCAUACACGGUAGUCUUCUCACUUCCUUAUGGAGCAGUACCAGUUCAUAGUGAAAAGACGGGAGAUUUUAAGGUGAACGGACAGAGAUUGAAGCAUUACUUGGAGGGUCCGGUGGAGACAUGUAAGUCCGUGGUCGAGUUGGAACUGAUUUGA
Messenger RNA from Humulus lupulus (European hop), 363 nucleotides. RefSeq lists its product as uncharacterized. NCBI's taxonomy places the organism in Eukaryota, Viridiplantae, Streptophyta, Magnoliopsida, Rosales, Cannabaceae. The record is from RefSeq and is a predicted model, not a curated record. Bases 1 to 363 code for a protein of 120 amino acids. The transcript has a single exon.